AUGAUUAGACGGCAGCCCACAACAAUUAGUUUAACAGCAGAAGAUUUAGCAGAACUGGAGGGAGAACUGGAAGAAUCCAAAUUACAGCGCGAGUUAAAGGCCCAGCAACGUAAUCUUCUUCGUUCUUCAGCUGUUGUUGCCAAUCACAGUAGUAGCGAGAGACCAGUAGUGCCAACAGGAGGAACACACGAGAGUCCGCUUGGAAAAAUAUCGCCGCGCGUUCCUGGUGGAGAAACCCAAAGACCGCCCUCAGAGAGCUUUAAUGGCAGGGCAGAGGGCCCUAGUCUAGCAGGAAACAAUCCGUUCUACACGGAGAGAUAG
Lachancea meyersii CBS 8951 is the source of this 321-nucleotide messenger RNA. NCBI's taxonomy places the organism in Eukaryota, Fungi, Ascomycota, Saccharomycetes, Saccharomycetales, Saccharomycetaceae. The record is from the annotation of a GenBank genome assembly.